AGGCAGUAUAAAAGCAGGAGUCAGACUUGAGCAGCUCUGAACUUGUGAGCAGACACUGAACGGAUUAAAAACCAGAGACAAAGUGGUCAUAAAUCGUCCUCUAAACUCUGGAUGAUGUGGGAAAUGAUUUCAAUACCUCAGAAGAAGAUCCGUUGAUAAUGGAGAGCCAUUUCAUUUUCAUUACCUGGAUGUUUAUGUGGAUGAAAUGGGUGUGGAAAUGCUGCGGGUGAAGUGAGUAAAAUGAAGAGGAGGAGGCAGAAAUGUGUCUCUGUGGAAACACCUGUCGUCUGACUGCCGCUGGAGAUGGAGCCGCUUUUAUUUGGGUGCAUACAAAAAGGACGAGCAACGCGCGUGAUGGAUGAAUAUUUGAGGGACUUGAGGCUGAUCUCCAGGCUUCCCUUCGCGCUCAAUGACAGGGGGAUCUGACGGGGGAAAGAUGGGAGGGAUGGAGAAUGCCAGUGCGCUCAAACCAACGCCUGUCAGCUAUGGAGAGCUGUUGAACAUCUCCACAAACUAUAUCUGGGCCAAUUUCACCUCGAAAGAGGAAGAGAAGGACAGCAACUUGGCUUUCCAGGCGGGACUAGGCGCGACUUUGACGCUCAUAACUUUGGCCACCACGCUUUCAAACGCGUUCGUCAUCGCUACCAUUUACCAAUCCCGAAAACUACACACCCCGGCGAACUUUCUGAUCGCUUCCCUAGCUGUCACGGACCUCCUGGUGUCCAUUUUGGUGAUGCCCAUCAGCGCGUUGUACACGGUCAGCCAAACGUGGACUUUGGGGCAGGUGAUGUGCGACAUCUGGCUGUCCUCGGAUAUAACCUGCUGCACCGCGUCCAUCCUGCACCUGUGCGUAAUUGCGCUGGACCGCUACUGGGCCAUUACGGACGCCGUGGAGUACUCCAAAAAGCGCACGAUGGGGCGCGCCGCCGGGAUGAUCGCCACCGCCUGGGUGAUCGCCAUCUCCAUCUCGCUGCCGCCGUUCUUCUGGCGCCAGGUGAAGGCGGAGGAGAUGACGAGCUGCAACGUGAACACGGACCACAUUUUCUACACCAUCUACUCCACCUUCGGCGCAUUCUACAUCCCCACGUUGCUGCUUAUUGCGCUGUACGGGCGGAUCUACGUGGAGGCGCGCAAGCGCAUCCUGAAACAGGCGCACAAGAAGCCGGGGAAGAGGCUCACCUCUGCGCAUCUUAUCACCGACUCCCCCGGGUCCGUGGCGUCCACGACCUCGCUCAACUACGGCACGAACGACGCCUCCUCCUCGUGCGACGCUGCGUCGUGCCAAGCGCACGCGAACCAAGUCAAAGUGACCGUGUCCGACGCGCUGUUGGAGAAGAAGCGCAUUUCCGCCGCAAGGGAGAGGAAAGCGACCAAAACUUUGGGAAUAAUCCUGGGAGCCUACAUCAUAUGCUGGCUGCCGUUUUUCAUUUACACCCUCCUCGUGCCUGUGUGCGAGGCCUGCUUCCACCCGGAGCUAUUUGACAUUUUCACGUGGCUGGGUUACCUCAACUCUUUAAUCAACCCCAUCAUUUACACCAUGUCCAACGAGGACUUUAAGCAGGCUUUCCACAAACUGAUACGGUUUAGAUGCUGCAGGGCGUGAAGGACAAUUAGCAGACAUAGUUAUGUCCUCACAGGGGCGGAGCCGGGGGGGCUUCUGGGGCCCCAGACCCCACUGUUUUCUCAAAAGUCCCUAAUUCUUUAAGCAGGUUUAACGUUAAGGUUUGUAUUUACUAGCCUUCCUCCAAAUGUGUUUUGCCCAAAGUCAAUUUUUAGAAGGCCCCUAUUUAUAAAAAAAAAAAGAUGUAUGAAAAACAAUGUCAAAAAGGGUCGAAAAGAACAUACCGAAAAAGUGUCAAAUGUGGAAAAAAGAGCAGAGAAAGUCAAAAGGCUGAAAUAAAAAACGUUAAAAAAAAGUGCCAAGCCCAGAAUGGCUGAGGCAGGGUUCAACGUCAAGGUUUUCUUUUCACUUGUCCGGUCUGGUAAGUGAAAAAAAAUCUACUUGCCCAAUAUAAACUUUCACUGGCCCCUAUACAAUUUUGUUUUUGUUUUUGGAAGAAAAGAAAAAAAACGUUAAAAAAAAACUUUUCAAAAAACAUCAAAAGCAUGAAAGAAGAACAGAA
Etheostoma cragini (Arkansas darter) is the source of this 2123-nucleotide messenger RNA. Its product is annotated as 5-hydroxytryptamine receptor 1B-like. Gene Ontology annotation, cellular component: plasma membrane. The record is from RefSeq and is a predicted model, not a curated record. Gene Ontology annotation, molecular function: G protein-coupled serotonin receptor activity. NCBI's taxonomy places the organism in Eukaryota, Metazoa, Chordata, Actinopteri, Perciformes, Percidae. Gene Ontology annotation, biological process: chemical synaptic transmission; adenylate cyclase-activating adrenergic receptor signaling pathway; bone remodeling.